Messenger RNA from Kickxella alabastrina, 1729 nucleotides. RefSeq lists its product as uncharacterized. Gene Ontology annotation, biological process: sensory perception; photoreceptor cell maintenance. Bases 49 to 1446 code for a protein of 465 amino acids. The record is from RefSeq and is a predicted model, not a curated record. The transcript is spliced from 2 exons. Lineage: Eukaryota; Fungi; Kickxellomycota; Kickxellomycetes; Kickxellales; Kickxellaceae.
CAACACCAACACCAACACCAACACUACCACAGCCAGAGCCAGAGCUAGAUGACGGUUCUAGGAUUUUCCGGGUUUCUGCCCGUGCAGCAGGACAAUCGGGCGACCGCAGGAGGACACAUAGGGAUGCUGCAGCUGCCGCCCACGCCCACAUCACCAGUAUCAGGAGGGGUGUUCAGCCACAGCAAACAGCGGUCAAUACACUUGCACCGGCCAUCGGUAGACUCCAAGACAAGCACGCUGGCAUGGCUGGCCGAAAAAGUCCAGCAGCAGCAACAAAUUGCCCCCGCGGUGCUGUCGAGCACAACAACAGCAGGGCAAAAGCAACGGCUGCGGCUGCCCAAGCGGCGAGGAACGGCUGAGCACGGCAGCUCAUCAGCUACAGGAACAGAGAAUAUAGAGAUGGAUGCGUCAAGCGCCCUGAUAUACCCGGCGUUUGGAAGCCUUGACGGGGCGUGCGAGUCUUCGGACCAGCACACGCUCGAUAUGGGGGGUCGCAGCGAACGGAGCUCAUUCAACAGCUUUGCAGAGACGCUGCGAGAGGAGGCAUGUCCGUUUAUGGGCGAGCCCAGCAUGCAUGUGCGGGGCAGUCGCAGUAUGAGCAUGGCCCGCGGGCACAUUGCGCUAAGCGCGUCGUCAAGGACCAGUUUGACACACCGACUGAGCCAGAGCAUACACCAGGUGGUGGGGCCUCGCAACUCGACCUCGCCGACCCUGCCGAUUGCCGCGCGGCCGCGAUUCAACUCGACAGCAUGGUCGUCGCGAACGCACGUGAAUGGUCAGAAUCACCAGGGUCAUUUGGUGGGCGCGUACGAGGAGAGCAGUGCAGAGUUGACCAUCCGGCUGAGCAUGGACGCUAGCCAGUCGCGGAGCUACCAGAUGCUGCUGAACGGCGACUCUGUUCUGUCCGACCUGUGCGUGCUCGAGGACGAGCACCAGCGCACAGUGUCGGCAAUUCAGGCUGGGUUUGGCAGGAAGCUUGUCGGUCUUUAUUUUGCGGCCACAUGGAGUGCCGAUUGCGACGAGUUUACGCCGGUGCUGCAGGGGCUCUCGGCAGCGAAUUGGAAUGACCUGGUCAUUGUGCACAUUUCUGCUGAUAACCACCCGGCGGACAUGGCGCGGUUGAUGUCAGGGUCAGGGUGGCUGGGCGUGCCGUGGAGUGACCGCAAGUUGAGACAGGAUCUGAUCGAGCGUAUGAACGUCUCGAUAUCAGAGCUACCAAAGCUCGUUGUUAUUGAUGGGAUGACUCACCACGUCAUUUCGCUGUCGGCCAAGCAUGAUGUCGAGAGGCGGCCUCUGACGUGUGUGCGCGAGUGGAAGAAGAGUCGCGUUGGAUUGACAUGGUGGAACAAAUCCAAGCCAUGGAUUUCCAAAGGACUGGCCGUGUUAGUGCUCUGGUAUAUGGUAGUGUUCUUUUACUCUUCUGUGAGUUCCAAUAUCCAGCGGUAACAUUUAACCCUGGUCUAAAAAAAGUAAAGCGUCAUUAGGGUUAUCAGCGUCAUCCCACUUUAUCAAAGCACUUUUGCAGAGGUGUGAGAUAAUGAAGAAAUGUUGGCGUUUUAACUGUACGUGCGAAUUCCGGCUGGCUCCGACAACUGCAUUACAAAAAUACUUGCCAUUUUCUUAUACUCUCCACUUAUUAUGAACAACACGCAAUAUAUAGGAACCAGGCAAAAUUUUCUCUCUUUUUUCCUUUGUAAUUAACAAUGAAAACAAAAUUAUUAGAGAAAAA